This is a messenger RNA of Panicum virgatum (switchgrass), 1765 nucleotides long. RefSeq names its product high-affinity nitrate transporter 2.1-like. Gene Ontology annotation, cellular component: plasma membrane; plant-type vacuole membrane. NCBI's taxonomy places the organism in Eukaryota, Viridiplantae, Streptophyta, Magnoliopsida, Poales, Poaceae. The transcript has a single exon. The record is from RefSeq and is a predicted model, not a curated record. Bases 140 to 1765 code for a protein of 541 amino acids. Gene Ontology annotation, biological process: cellular response to nitrate; nitrate transmembrane transport. Gene Ontology annotation, molecular function: nitrate transmembrane transporter activity.
UCGCGAGCGAGCUCAAGCACUAGCUACUCAGGUCGUUCCUCGAUCAGGCAGUAGCUAGCAAAGCUAGCUAGUGAUCGAGUCAAGGGACGAACGAAGGUUGAAGAAGAGGUCCGAGAGGAGAGAAGGAAAGGGCGCGGCCAUGGCCAGUGACGGAGCGCCGCCGAUGGGUAGCUCGUUGCACGGGAUGUCGGCGCGCGAGCCGGCCUUCGCCUUCUCCACGGAGGAGGGCCGGGGGCGCCCCGAGGAGAACGCUGCCGCCGCCGCCGCCGCCGCCAAUAAUAAGUUCGAGCUGCCGGUGGACUCGGAGCACAAGGCCAAGUCCCUCCGCAUCCUGUCCCUGGCCAACCCGCACAUGCGCACCUUCCACCUCUCCUGGCUCUCCUUCUUCACCUGCGUCGUCUCCACCUUCGCCGCCGCGCCGCUCAUCCCCAUCAUCCGCGAGAACCUCGGCCUCACCAAGACGGACAUCGGCAACGCCGGCGUCGCCUCCGUCUCGGGCGCCAUCUUCUCGCGCCUCGCCAUGGGCGCCGUCUGCGACCUCCUCGGCCCGCGCUACGGCUGCGCCUUCACCCUCAUGCUCUCCGCGCCCGCCGUCUUCUGCAUGGCCGUCGUCGACAGCGCCGCCGGGUACAUCACCAUCCGGUUCCUCAUCGGCGUCUCCCUCGCCACCUUCGUCUCGUGCCAGUACUGGACCAGCACCAUGUUCAACAUCAAGAUCAUCGGCACAGUGAACGCGCUGGCGUCCGGAUGGGGCGACAUGGGCGGCGGCGCCACGCAGCUCAUCAUGCCCUUCGUCUACGAGGGCAUCCUCAAGUGCGGCGUCUCGCCGUUCGAGGCCUGGCGCGUCGCCUACUUCGUGCCGGGGAUCAUGCACGUGGCCAUGGGCAUCCUCGUGCUCACCACGGGGCAGGACCUCCCCGACGGCAACCUCCGCAGCCUCCAGAAGCAGGGCGGCGCCGCCAGGGACGGCUUCUCCAAGGUGCUCCGGCAUGCCGUCACCAACUACCGCACCUGGGUCUUCGUCUUCGUCUACGGCUACAGCAUGGGCGUGCAGCUGACCACCAACAACGUCAUCGCCGAGUACUACUACGACCGCUUCGACCUCGACAUCCGCGUCGCCGGCAUCAUCGCCGCCGGCUUCGGCAUGGCCAACCUCGUGUCGCGGCCCCUGGGCGGCGUCCUCUCCGACGUCGGCGCGCGCUACUGGGGCAUGCGCGCCCGCCUCUGGAACAUCUGGAUCCUCCAGACCGCCGGCGGCGCCUUCUGCCUCUGGCUCGGCACCGCCGGCGCGCUCCCGGCCUCCAUCACCGCCAUGGUGCUCUUCUCCUUGUGCGCGCAGGCGGCGUGCGGCGCCACCUUCGGCGUGAUCCCCUUCGUCUCCCGGCGGUCGCUGGGCAUCAUCUCCGGCAUGACGGGGGCCGGCGGCAACAUCGGCGCCGGCAUCACGCAGCUCAUCUUCUUCACCCUGUCCGACUACUCCACGGGCACGGGGAUCCGGAACAUGGGCAUCAUGAGCAUGGCGUGCACGCUGCCGCUGGUGCUCGUCCACUUCCCGCAGUGGGGGUCCAUGCUCCUCCCGCCCAGCGCCGACGCCGACGAGGAGCGCUACUACGCCUCGGAGUGGAGCGAGGAGGAGAAGAGCUUGGGCCGCCACAGCGCCAGCCUCAAGUUCGCCGAGAACUGCCGGUCGGAGCGCGGCAGGCGCAACGCCAUCCUCGCCGGCCCAGCCACGCCGCAGGACAGCAAUACGCCGGAGCACGUCUGA